Phragmites australis (common reed) is the source of this 2296-nucleotide messenger RNA. RefSeq names its product vacuolar-sorting receptor 3-like. The record is from RefSeq and is a predicted model, not a curated record. The transcript has 12 exons. NCBI's taxonomy places the organism in Eukaryota, Viridiplantae, Streptophyta, Magnoliopsida, Poales, Poaceae. Bases 112 to 1998 code for a protein of 628 amino acids. Gene Ontology annotation, molecular function: calcium ion binding.
GUGAAAAAGAAAAAGAAAAAACUGCUCCGCAUCUUGCCCGUUGAGCUUCGCUUGCUUCCGAUCUAAACCCUCGUCGCCCCCCGCCGCGCCGCCGCCGGAGCUCGCCACGCGAUGGGCGCGCUAGGGUUUUGGCGCCGGCGGGUGCUGCUGCCGGCGGUGUUGUUGCUCGCCGCGGCGGUGGAGGCGCGGUUCGUGGUGGAGAAGAACAGCCUGAUGGUAACGUCGCCGACGUCCCUGCGGGGGCGGCGCGACAGCGCCAUCGGCAACUUCGGCAUCCCGCAGUACGGUGGGAGCAUGGCGGGCGCCGUCGUCUACCCCAAGGACAACGCCGACGCCUGCGACGCCUUCGACGGCAAGCACCCCUUCCGCGCCAAGCCCGGCGCGCUGCCCGCCUUCCUCCUCGUCGACCGCGGGAAUUGCCUAUUUGCUAGGAAGGUUUGGAAUGCGCAAAAUGCUGGUGCCUCAGCAGUGCUUGUAGUUGAUGACAAGGAUGAGCCACUGAUAACAAUGGAUUUACCUCGCGAAGAUGAUGAGGCUGCAAAGUAUAUACAGAACAUAACCAUUCCUUCUGCGCUAAUAGAUAAAAAAUUUGGUGAGCAGUUGAAGAAGGCUGUUAAAGAUGGUGAAAUGGUUAAUGUUAAUCUUGAUUGGAGGGAGGCUGUUCCGCAUCCAGAUGAUCGGGUCGAGUAUGAGUUAUGGACAAAUAGCAACGAUGAAUGUGGCCCUAAAUGUGAUAUGUUGAUGAAUUUCCUCAAGGAAUUUAAAGGAGCUGCCCAACUUCUUGAAAAAGGCGGCUAUAGUCAAUUCACACCCCAUUAUAUUACUUGGUACUGCCCUCAAGCAUUUGUGAUCAGUAAACAAUGCAAAUCCCAAUGUAUAAACCAUGGUAGGUACUGUGCACCUGAUCCAGAGCAGGAUUUUAGCACUGGCUAUGAAGGAAAGGAUGUGGUGGUAGAAAACCUCAGACAGUUAUGUGUGUUUAAAGUUGCAAGUGAAAGCAAAAAACCGUGGGUCUGGUGGGAUUAUGUGACUGAUUUUCACAUCAGGUGCCCGAUGAAGGAGAAGAAAUAUAACAAAAAGUGUGCAGAAACUGUCAUCAAAUCACUAGGUCUUGAUGUGAAGAAGGUGGAUAAGUGUAUGGGAGAUCCAAAUGCUGAUUCGGAUCACCCAUUGCUUAAAAUGGAGCAGGAUGCUCAGAUUGGGAAAGGUUCAAGAGGAGAUGUUACUAUAUUGCCUACUCUUGUUGUGAACAAUCGGCAAUAUCGAGGGAAGCUCGAGAGGAAAGCUGUCCUCAAAGCUAUUUGUGCUGGUUUUGAGGAAACUACUGAACCGAAUGUUUGUCUGAGUGAUGAUAUUGAAACCAAUGAGUGUCUGAAUGACAAUGGGGGCUGCUGGCAAGACAAAGCUGCUAAUGUGACAGCCUGCAGGGACACUUUCCGUGGCAGAGUGUGCGAAUGCCCCACAUUCAAUGGUGUGCAGUUUAAUGGUGAUGGCUACAGCAAUUGUGAACCUGCUGGGCCAGGAAAAUGCUUGAUAAAUCAUGGUGGGUGUUGGCAUGAAACUCGUAAUGGAAAAACAUUCUCUGCUUGUCAGGAAUCUGGAGAUGGGAAAUGCCAGUGCCCAGCUGGUUUCCGAGGGGAUGGUGUUAAAAAAUGUGAAGACAUUGAUGAGUGCAAGGAGAAAAAAGCUUGUCAGUGUCCUGAAUGCAACUGUAGAGAUAUAUGGGGUGGCUAUGAAUGCACUUGCAGUGGAGACCUUUUGUAUAUCAGAGAGCACGACACUUGCAUAAGCAAGACAGCAGUUCAGGCUAAAGCAGCGUGGGCUGCAGUGUGGGGUAUCUUGAUAGUCUUGGUUGUUGUGGCAGCAGGGAGUUAUAUUGUAUACAAGUACAGAUUAAGGUCAUACAUGGACUCAGAGAUCAGAGCUAUCAUGGCGCAAUACAUGCCACUGGACAAUCAAGGAGACGUCCCAAAUCACACACACGAAGAUCAUUCAUAGAAGGUCUGUUUAAAUGCACAUAUCAUUCAAUGUCAGGCCCAUAUGGCCUGACUGACACCAAGGCAGAAAUGUAAUGUUUGAACAGUGAUGAGGUAGAUGAAAUGAUAAUGCAGGUGAAUAACGGUUCGAUGAUCGUCACCUGCUAAUUUAUCCGGAGCAGUUUCAUGGCACGUAUCACUGUAAGCUCCAUUUGCGCAAGUGUGCAUCUGUAGGUUUUCUGUUGACCAGCAUUAAUAGAUUUUCUAGGUUGUUGGUUUGUGCAAGUGAUGAGGUAUACGAAAUGAAUGUGUUGUUGGUU